Colletotrichum higginsianum IMI 349063 is the source of this 948-nucleotide messenger RNA. RefSeq lists its product as uncharacterized. The record is from RefSeq and is a predicted model, not a curated record. The transcript is spliced from 3 exons. The coding region runs from base 1 to 948 and encodes 315 amino acids. NCBI's taxonomy places the organism in Eukaryota, Fungi, Ascomycota, Sordariomycetes, Glomerellales, Glomerellaceae.
AUGGUGCAGGGGCCAUCUUUUGGAAUUGCCUCAUUUGGUUUGGCCUUUCUGUCCAAAACUCCACAACUCCGAGUCGCUGGUCUUGGCAGCCAUGGACCAGCAGCGUUUCCGACUGUUAGAGCCCAUGAUGCUCAUUUCGUCUUCGGCUUCCUCGACCCCACAGGCGCGUACAUGGACGAGUCGGCGAUGCUCGAGCAGUCUUCCUUUGCACGCGCCUCUCACGAAUUUUUUCCCCAUCAUCCUAUUCGCGUUGAAGACCUGUCGGGCUGCGGGCAUCCAAACUACGGAUACCGUCGGGACAAACCCACCGCCAAUGCCAUCGCCACGGGCAUCGAUUCAACAGAAAGGGAAAACAUCACCCCUGCCCCCUUUGGCUUCCCUUCUGUUGGAUUAAAAAGUUGGGGGAUUGGGAUUCAGGUCCGGCACUCGAAAGCUGCUGCUGCUGACGCUGCUGGCCUUCGAUCCUUGACUGAACUCGACAAGCCUUCGCUGGCCAAACAGACACCACCAAGCCGCGUUCGUCUCUUGCAGUCUCACAAGAUUUGGAACCUGGAAUCUAGACCGAGCUCGCCUAUCGCCCACUGCCCAUCGCAUUCAGAGGACCGGUGCCAAGCACGCGCGGGCGCAGGCGCGAAUGUUGUCGCAAUGCCAUCGCAAUGCAAACGCCUGCAUGACAGCAGCGUUCAUCCAUUGCCUGCCUGUCCUUCAACUUCGAGCUCCACCAGCCCUUCGCUUCUGGUCACCGUGGAGCCGCAUGACUCUCUCUCUAUCUCUAUCUCUCUCCCUGGACUGUGUGACGAAGGUGAGCAUUCAACAUUGUCCCAAGGGCCCUUGGCCGGCCGGUCUUGGCUUCGAAUGACAGGAGAUGGCGAGCCCGGUGCUGCUGCAACCCUCGAGUGUCUUCAGAUCCUAUUCAUAGCCGCCCGAGGCCCACAGCGCCGGGAGUAG